AUGGUCCAAGACCUCUUGAACCAUAUGAUCCAGCAGCAGCAACAAGACCAAGCAAACCAUGUAGCAGAGGAUCCAUCCGAUCAGUUUCUCAAACGAGUGAUGUUGUUACGAAACUUAGGAUUUCGUAAGUUUAAAGGAGACCCGAAUGUGGUGUUAGCAGACGCAUGGAUAAAGAACUUGGAGAGUAACUUCGAGAUGACCAAGUGUCCAGAAGAAUUUAAGAGACCGGUAGCAGUUUCCUUCUUGGAAGAAGAUGCUAAGGCAUGGUGGGACAUCGUGGUUUCCCGUUAUCGAUACCAGACCAUAACGUGGGGAAUCUUUAAGCGGGAGUUUGAGUUAAAGUACUUCCCGCCAGAGUCACGUGACCGACUGGAGAGUCAGUUUUUGCAGUUAGAACAAGGUGAAAUGACCGUUCGAGCAUAUGGGAGGAUUUUUACAAGACUUCGAAGGUACUUGUACCAAGGAAAUGAUGACGAGUUAGCAAUGGCCCGGAGAUUCUUUAAUGGACUCAGGCCAGAUAUUAGAGGAAGAUUACACGCUGUAACCUACCGCAGCAUUGCGGAAGUGGAAGAAAGAUCUGUGAGUGUGGAGGAAGCCAUCGAGAUAGAAAAGGAGAUUGCAGCUCGGGAGAAAAAGAAGGAAUCAGUCCAGCAGACUAAGAUUGUGAACACUCCAAAGGUGAAUCAAGUGGCAGGACAAAAUUGGGGCGCAGGCCGCAGGAAGGUUAAGAUGAAUGUUAGCCAAGGAGGCCGUAAUGUGAGUAACAUGGAUCCGAGGGGAUGCUAUGUGUGCGGGCAAGUUGGGCAUUUCGCUCGUGCUUAUCCGACUGUGGAGGAGACAAAGGGGAACAAUCUGUCGACCGUCACAUGUUUCUACUGUGGCGAGUUAGGACAUUAUGCGAACUCAUGUCCAUCGAGGCCGGCCAAACUGAACGCCCAAACUGUGAACCGUGCCCAGGCAGCGAACCAAGUGAAGGAACCCCCUGCAAAGAAGCAAGCAACCCCAGCAAAUGUUUUUGCUUUAGGAGUAGAGCCACCUAAACCUCCACAGGCCGCGAAGGGCCCUAUAACAGGAACAUUACUUGUUGGUGGUAACCCCACACAUGUACUGUUCGAUUCGGGAGCGUCCAAUAGCUUUGUGACUCCCAAAGUGGUUGACAAGUUUGGAGACUUGUGUGAGGAGGAAGAGGUGAAUAUCAAUGUCUACACUGCUGGUAAUCAACCACCGCUGAAGACAAGAAGAUGGGUCAAGGAAGUGUCGAUAGUCUUGAAAGAUACGAACCUCCCAGUAAAUCCAUUGGUGAUGCCAUUGGAUAGGUUCGAUGCUAUUUUGGGUAUGGAUUGGUUAUCCGAACACCAAGCCCAUAUAGACUGCAGCAGGGGUAGAGUUGUAUUUGAAAAUGGAGGGAGGACCCCUCUAGUUUUCAAUGGGAUCAGCCCAAGUAAAACGGCAUACUUCGCAUCGGCAGCAAGGAUUGGAAGAUCGGUUGAAGAGGAUGAAGUCUAUUUAGUCACUCUAACCGCCAUGGGGGGAGAUGACAGAGUAGGCAUGAGAGUUGAGGAUAUUGCCAUAGUCAAGGACUUUGAGGACGUGUUUAGGCCAUUGGAAGGGUUGCUUCCACCUAGGAGCCAUCCUUUUACCAUAAAUUUGGAGCCCGGAGCUACCCCAAUUGCUAAGGCACCGUAUCGCAUGGCACCAGCCGAGUUGGCUGAACUCAAGUCUCAGUUAGAGGACUUGUUGGAGAAGGGUUUCAUACGACCAAGUUCGUCGCCAUGGGGAGCCCCGAUGUUGUUCGUCAAGAAAAAGGACGGAAGCAUGCGGUUAUGUAUUGAUUACCGAGGAAUCAAUAACAUAACAAUAAAGGACAAGUAUCCUUUGCCAAGGAUCGAUGAGCUGUUAGACCAGCUAAGAGGAGCAAGUUGGUUCUCGAAGAUUGAUUUAGCCUCCGGCUAUCAUCAAAUCUCAAUUGCGGAACAAGAUGUGAUGAAGACGGCGUUCCAAACGAGAUAUGGUCAGUAUGAGUUCGUGGUGAUACCGUUUGGACUUACCAAUGCACCAGCGGCAUUCAUGCGAUUGAUGAAUGAGGUUUUCCAUGACUACCUGGAUCGAUUUGUGAUCAUCUUUAUCGAUGACAUCCUGAUAUACUCGCGUAGUGCGGAGGAGCACGCGGAGCAUUUGAAGAAGGUGCUGGAAAGGCUAAGGGAAAUGAAACUAUUUGCAAAGUUUAGCAAGUGCAAGUUUUGGCAGAGGGAAAUUGGAUUUCUAGGACACCGAGUUUCGGAGCAAGGCUAUUACCGGAAGUUCGUGAAGGGGUUUUCGUCCAUCGCGAAACCAUUGACACGGCUUACCGGGAAAGGAGUACCUUUCAUAUGGAGUGAGGAAUUGGAAGAAGCUUUCAGAAAGUUAAAGGGAGCGCUGACGACCGCGCCGGUGUUAGCCCUGCCCGAGCCAAACCAACCGUAUUCUGUGUUUACAGAUGCGUCAAAAGUUGGAGUGGGAUGUGUGUUGAUGCAAGGGGAUAGGGUGAUCGCCUAUGCAUCUAGACAGCUAAGGAAGCAUGAGGAGAACUACCCCACACACGACCUGGAGAUGGCCGCUGUGGUGUUUGCAUCGAGGAUUUGGAGAUCGUACUUGUAUGGAGAAGCUGUUCAGAGGAGAUGGAUGGAGUUCGUAGCCGAUUACGACUUAAGAAUCCAGUAUCACCCAGGCAAAGCAAACGUAGUAGCGGAUGCGCUAAGCCGAAGAAAAGCACAAGUUGAUGUUGAGAAGGACGUGGAGUCUUUAACUGAGGAAUUGAAGAAGGUAAGGCUUUUAGCCUUGGAGGGAGAAUCUAGUGAGCCGUUGGGUUUACAAGCCGUAACUCAAGCGAGCCUACUACAUCGAAUUCGUGAAGAACAACCUAAAGACGAGAACCUGAAGAAGAUCAUCGAAGAGUUGAAAGGGUUAGAAGGACCAAAUGCUAGUGGAUAUCAUCUGGCGGAUGAUGACACUUUACUUCUCAAUGGGAGAGUAGAGCAUCAAGUGCCAGCGGGAUUGCUUCGCAACUUGCCCAUACCGACGUGGAAAUGGGACUCUAUCUCUAUGGAUUUUAUUACCGGCCUACCUAUAAGAAAAGGAAGAAUCAAUGACGCAGUAUGGGUAGUGGUUGACCGUUUAACCAAAGUAGCCCGUUUGGUUCCAGUACGAAGCACAGAUCAAGCGCCAGUCUUGGCAGAGAAGUAUAUAGACGAGAUUCUGAAGUUGCAUGGAGUGCCAGCAAAUAUUGUUUCCGAUCGUGAUCCAAAGUUCGCAUCAAUAUUCUGGCAAGAUUUACAUAGGGCGUUGGGAACAGAUGUUCAUAUGAGCACCUCUUUUCACCCAGAGACUGACGGGCAAACGGAGAGGACAAUUCGCACCAUAGAGGACAUGAUCCGACUAUGUGCGCUAGAACGGUCAUCAGAUUGGGAGAAGAAUUUUCCAUUGGUGGAAUUCGCGUAUAACAAUAGUUAUCACUCGAGUACCGGCAUGUCGCCAUUUGAGGCCAUGUACGGAAGGCCGUGUAGAACGCCUUUAUGUUGGACGGAAGUUGGAGAGCGAACAAGUUUCAAUCACAAGUUGAUUGAUGAGACGACAGAGAAAAUCAAGUUUAUCCGAGAGAGCAUGAAGAAGGCUCAAGAUCGCCAAAAGAAGUACGCAGACCGUAAGAGGCGAGAAGUGGAAUUCGAAGUUGGAGACAUGGUGUAUUUGAAGGUUGUACCACAAAAAGGAAAGGAUCGUUUUGGCAAAGUGGGAAAGUUUGCGGUAAGGUUUAUCGGACCGUACCGGAUUGAGAGAAGAGUUGGCGAGGUAGCCUAUCGGUUAUCAAUGCCCGAGGUUAUGCGAUUGCAUAAAGUCUUCCACGUUUCACAACUACGGAAGCAUGUGCCAGAUCCUAGAAUGAUUGUGCCAGAACCUAUCGAGGAGUUGGAGCCAAAUCUCACAUACCCCGAAGGACCGUUUGGAAUAGGGCAAAGAAGGACUCGGAAGUUGAAGAAUAGAAGUAUCCCUCAAAUCCAAGUAUUCUGGGGAAAACAGAACCGUAAGGUCACCACAUGGGAAGAUGAGGAUAGGAUGCGUGCCAAGUAUCUUCAGUUGUUUGCGGAAGAAGAUGAGGCAGGACCGGUUGGUCACGAAGAGCUCGGAGGUUACUGGGCUCGCUACCCUGGCCGAGGCUAUUUACACGACGGUGUAAUUUUGGCUGAUAUCCAAACGCUUGCCUUUGUGGUGAGAUCUUGUGACAAGAGGUAUGGAGAAACCACAAGCUUAUGUUGCAAUAACAAAAGUUCUGAAACUGGAUCCAGAGAACUAUGGGCAUUGGAAGGUGUCAGUCAAACAGGCUAUUCAAUGCAUGGACAUGGAGACCUGUUCAAUAGUGUCCAGGGAUGUGUGGCUGUGAAAGAAGCUUGGGAUAUCCUCCAAGUUACCUUCGAAGGAACUAGUAAUGUAAAACAGACACGUCUGGACAAUCUGGCAUCAGAUUUUGAGAAUCUAUCCAUAGAAGAGGGUGAAACCAUUGGUAGUUACAGCAGUCAUCUAAGUGUUAUUGCACAGGAGGCGGUUUUCAUGGGCAAGCUGAAUGAGAAGAUUGCUGAGACACAAGAUACUGCAGAUGAGGAAAAAGUUGGGUUAAUUGUGAGGAAUUUCUUUCGGAAGAUGGAGUGUGGUCAGCAUAAAGGUUCCUCAUCUACGGUCAGAAGUGACUUAGAAAAGGACUUUAAGAGGGGUGACAACCAAGAGCGUCAAUGUCUGGAGUGCGAAGGUUACGGACAUCUCAGGGCAGAGUGUCCUAACAACAAGUGCAAAGGUUCAAUGCAGUGCUAUGGGUUCAAAGGAUAUGGACACACCAAGGCUGAAUGUCCUACCAAAGAGAGUAAAUCCAAAUCAUUUGUUGUCUGGAGUGAUAGUGAAUCUGAUGAUGAUGAGCAAGAUGGUGAAGUUCUCAAUAACUAUGUUGCUCUACUGGGAGUCAUUGAGGAAUAUGAAGUGGUAGACCAGGACGUGAAGGAUCAAUCAGCUGUUGUGUCUGAUUCUGAGGAUGACGAUGCAAAUCUGCCAGCUGAGGAACAGGUUACCCUGUUAAUUUCACGUAUAGUUCAAAAAACUCAGGAAUAUGAUGCGUUGCUGGCUGAACAAUUAGAUCUGGUAUCAAGGCUCAACUUGUUGUCUUCAGAACUUGAGGAGGAAAGAACCAAGUCUCAGAGACUUGAGAAGCAACUGCAUGAGUAG
Molecule: messenger RNA, 5244 nt
Organism: Camelina sativa (false flax)
Lineage: Eukaryota; Viridiplantae; Streptophyta; Magnoliopsida; Brassicales; Brassicaceae
Source: RefSeq, a predicted model, not a curated record